Molecule: messenger RNA, 204 nt
Organism: Laetiporus sulphureus 93-53
Lineage: Eukaryota; Fungi; Basidiomycota; Agaricomycetes; Polyporales; Laetiporaceae
Exons: 1
Biological process (GO): telomere maintenance; DNA repair
Molecular function (GO): DNA helicase activity
Source: RefSeq, a predicted model, not a curated record
CGAGGAGAACUAAUCUCUCAAGCUGCUGCUAUCAUAUGGGAUGAGGCGCCAACGGCAAAUCGUGCCGUGUUGGAAUGUGUCGAAGAAACCUGCCGGCGCGUCAUGCGGAACGAUCAGCCCUUUGGGGGAAAAGUCGUAAUUCUUCUUGGUGAUUUCCGCCAGACAUGUCCAGUGGUUCCCUCUGCCGGUCGGCGAGCUGCUAUU